Messenger RNA from Sycon ciliatum, 5033 nucleotides. RefSeq lists its product as uncharacterized. Gene Ontology annotation, biological process: protein phosphorylation; signal transduction. The transcript has 2 exons. Bases 333 to 4385 code for a protein of 1350 amino acids. NCBI's taxonomy places the organism in Eukaryota, Metazoa, Porifera, Calcarea, Leucosolenida, Sycettidae. Gene Ontology annotation, cellular component: cytoplasm. Gene Ontology annotation, molecular function: protein kinase activity; ATP binding; protein binding. The record is from RefSeq and is a predicted model, not a curated record.
CAAAGCAUGCAAGACACUUCAAGGAGCGUGAGAGACGGUCAGCUGGUUCGCACAACAACAGCGAGAAGAGUGUUCCCCUCUGUUCUCCUUGUAUCCUAGGUGCAAAACUAGAGUCUUGCAAUAGUGUUCUAGCAAGUCACCAAUCUUCUCAGCACUUAUCAUUGUUCCUCUCUAAAGACCCGAUGAGUUCUGCUUCAUUAUAGCUUCAGUCGUGCCAAUCGUUAGACAAUCCGCUUCCCUAGCCGGGGAUUUGAAGACUACCUUAGUGCUCUUCAAUCACGGUGCAUCUUCAUUUCUACCCGUGAAACCAGAUUGGAAAGAUAGAUUCAGGUAUGGACGCACGGAUUACAAACUGUUUGCUUGGAAUCUUCUGCAUUUGGUUGACAUCUUGGGUUGCUGUGAUCUCGGGCGAAGUAGACGUUGUCUCGCUACCUGCACCCCUUUCAACACUAACUGCAGACGCCAGUGAAAGCCUUAGCAGUAGGAUCUAUAUGUCCUAUCCUUAUGGCGACGUUCCACUGAGACUAGCUUUCAGUCCACGAACCACUGUACUUAUCAAGGAUAACGUCCACAACGAGCCCCUCGAACGUGUUGUGUUAUUUGUUUUGGAUACCGAAAAUGUUUCACAAUGUAUAAUAAUGGGUUCUUACUUUUCAACCGAAACUACAUUGCAGAGCUGGAAUUUCAAAACGUUUUUGGCUACUUUACCAGGUGGGUACCCUAGAUGUCUUUGCCAGCAGACGAUUCAGCCCAGUGUGACAACAUCACCAGAUCGGCGAAUCUUAGUCUUCUAUGGUUUUGGGGCGGGUCAAUGCUCCAAGUUCAUCGUUCUUUACAAUGGUAUUACAACCAUCACCAGUGUACUAACCACAACAGGCGAGGACGUUCCAUGGGCAUUAUCACCUGGUCUUGUUACCAUACCGAUCAAUACGUCAUCGUCGAUGUUCACACUCAUAUCAUACGGAGGAUCACAUUGUAACAACUUCAGCGACAGUGAAUGUGUUCGCUUCUCCACGGAUAUCUUCCAGAUCACAAUCGACAUAUCGGACACAUCGGUACCAGCACAGUGGAUAAAAUCGGAGCAUCAGAGAGAAUAUAACGGUACUAGCUCUCCUAGCCCCAGAGCAAACCCCGCUCUAAUAUCUAUAAAUGAUUGCCAGUUAUUGAUGUUCGGUGGAGUGGAAGCACAUGGAUCUUCCCAACUCAUCCAGAUGCGAAUGUUGAAAGAUUUCUGGAUUUUUAAUAUUGAACAAGGGAAAUGGCUAGAACUGCCAUCCAAUUUUCCAACGAUUUACUCUCCUGUGGGCGAUAUGAGGAUGAUGAGGGAGUUCUUUAAUAACGUGCAGGUUGCUUAUUUCAGCGCCUUCCGAACACUGAUUGUGGCAUACUCUGUUCCGCAUGGUCCGUUUAUCUUGUAUCUGUGUGCAGUACCAACCCAAGACAUUGACCGAGUUCACUGCGAAGCGAAAGGGAAACUUUCAGAAUUGUUGAUAGAGAACUAUCCAUACGACAUCCCUUGGUUUUCAUUGUUGUCUAGCCCAACCGACGAAUUCCACAUCGUGUUUCAAAGAAUAAGAAGCACCAAAAGUUUUGCCUUGAAGCCAUGCGCCCAUUACAAACCCAACAGGUCCCAGCUAUCGAUUACGGGAAAGCCAGAUGUUGAUGUUCGAAGUCAUUUUCCAGGCUUCCAGGGGUGCAGUUCAGCACGUCCUUUGUCUAUACCCUUUUCCCAAAGUAUUUCAAUAUACAUUUUUAUUGGUUCGAACUGUCCAGAGAGAAGAACAGCCAAUUCUCAUAUUCGCUUUACUACUUGGCAGAGACCAUCCCCUAUUGUUGUUUGGCACCUUCUAUACGACCGUUUCGGAAAAUCAACAAUAGUUGCCAAGCAUCCUUCACCAUCGCCUCUGCUUUAUACUCGCUGGGGCUUCACAUUCACAUCCGUCCAGCCAUUCAUGGGAAUUCUCUAUGGGGGUUCACAGUUAAUAAACAAAAGUUAUCAUUACCCUAGUUCUAAUUGGUGUUUGUAUAUCCAGGUUGAUAGUAAAGCUCGAGAUUCCACAGUCCACUGGCGACGCCUUACGACACAUCCAUCCCAGCCCAAACCUAUGCCGCGAGAAGACCAUGUGGCAUUCAGGCACAAGAGGGCACACUUCAUGAUACAAGGUGGAAAUAACCGGACACAGGUUUACAGCGACUUAUGGCUACUGCAGAUGACAGAUGAACAGUCGUGCUCGGGUACGUGGACCCAACUGACUGAUAAUGUUUUCGGCGAGAAACUGCCUCGUCAGUACGGUCAUUCAGCCACUACGUAUGGUGACGACAUCAUUCUGUUUGGUGGGAACUAUGUAUUCAGUGAAGAAAGUCCAAGAGGCAUCAAUAACACAAAUGACAUUGGAGAUGGUUUGGCAAUGACUGAUCACGUGUUGUUGAUGUCGAUGAAAAACCUUUCUUUCAUUCUUCUCCGCAAAAUUCCUUUGUCACAGCCAGUUCCCAUGCGCUUCUACCAUUCUUUGUCUUCGUACAUGAACAAUUCAUUUUUACUACUAGGCGGAUUUUUUGCUGACAGACCGGGUUCAUUGUCUCGUGGAGACACGAGCGCUGCAUUUCUUUUUCAAUUUCGUGAAGUCGGAGCGAUCUCUACAGUUAGAGUUAUACACUUUUUCAAUUUCGGCAUCUAUGGCCAACAUGUGAUCGAUGACCUUGUCUUCUCAGGUGGACUUGGUUACGCUCCCUUUGGUAUAUAUCGGGCAAAACAAAGUUUAUAUUUUCUGACAUUGAACAGUUUGGAAAAUUGUCCUUUGGGCUAUGGAUACUCGGAACACCGUUCCUGUGAGCCCUGUCCUGUAGGGUACUACUCGUCAGCUAUUGUUGUGAACUGUACGAGAUGUCCUGGUGAUUUGACGACGCAAGGUAUUGGAGCCUGGAAAUGCGAUACCAUAUGUAUGGACGGCUACUGCCAUGGCCACGGUACAUGCAAGCUGGAUAGAGAUGACAAGAAGUAUUGCGACUGCAAGUUUGGAUACCUGCCGUCCGACAACUGCCGAACACCCGUAGUCUACCUUUCUCAAAUGGCAGCCGUUAUAUUUUCCUUCGUACUUUCUUUGUGCGUUGCGUUCCUCGUGAAUUUCAUUCGAAAGCGUCGCGACUUGAUGAAUACAGAAAAGGAGUUGCAAAUCCAACAUGUUCAUCUCCAAAGGUCCCUGAGGAAACUUGCAGAACUGAACCGUGGAGCGAGAAUGCAAUGGAGGGACUUAAUAAUCAGCAAAAAACUAGCAUCUGGGAAUUACAGUAAGGUGUAUCUGGCAAAGCUCAGUGACAUGGAUGUUGUAGUCAAGAAACUUCCCAAGUGUUUCAAUCAAACGCGUUGGCGCGCAUCGCCCUUUGACACCUUCUUAGAAGAGGCUGAGAUACUGCGAUCAAUGUGCCACCCAAAUAUUGUACUCUUUCUUGGAGCAGGCCAGGACACAGCGGACAAUUGCCCAUUCUUGGUUAUGGAGUACUUACGACGAGGUUCCCUCUACGACAAUCUGCAUGAUCCAAAAGUCCAACUGGAACAAGAGGAUAUGCUUCGGUUUGCUCUUGACAUCGCUCGUGGUAUGCGAUAUCUGCAUAGCUCUAAUCCUCCACAGAUUCACCGUGAUCUAAAGAGUCCAAAUCUAUUGGUCAGUGACAAGUGGGUGGUGAAAGUCGGAGACGUAGAGUUCACGAGAUAUCUUGCACUCCUGGAAAGUGAAGAUCGCCCGCAAUCAGUGCAGGAAUCCACUAGUGGAACUCAACGCAAUGCUCCUGGGGCGUUGGUCCAACACCAGCAUGUAACAAUGGCAGACAGUGGUGAAAGGGAAACACUGUUUCAAUCACCGGUUCCUGAUUGUCAAAGCCCCUCACAUGCAAUACCUCAGAGCGGUAGCGGUGUGGAAAGUCCACUUCUGUGCGAUGAGAAAGAGUCGCCAUCUGCAAAUUCAUUAUCUGCAAAGGCUAAUCAUGGUUUGGAUACCAUGAGAACAGACGACGCCAGGAGUCCUCCACAUCACUGUUUCACGGCCUCACAGCUGCCAUCACGACAUGGAAUGACGUGUGGUGUUGGAACUGACAGAUGGAGAGCUCCAGAGACACUGACUGAAAACAGCUACACGGAAAAAUCGGAUGUUUACAGUUACGGGGUGGUUCUGUGGGAGAUAUCUACUCGUCAACUUCCCUACGCACAUUUGAAUUUCCCGGAGGACAUUCAUCAAGAGAUCAUGGAUGGAAACACGCCAGUCUUUCCUCCCACCACUCCCUACCAGUAUCGUCACCUGGCUGAGAAAUGCAUGAGCGACGAACCAUGUGACCGGCCCUCGUUCCAGCAGAUAAUUCAUCAUAUUGAAGGUCUACAAUUAUCAGCGUGACAAAAUAAUGUUGAGGUUUAUGUCUAAAAGUAGUAGUCCAAUGGCUUCCAAAAAGAAACAAUGUCUUUCGGUUCGCGUUUAUCUUGAUUGCGCUCACCUUCCUCUUCUAUUGUCAUCUCCAACUUAUAACCUUCCACACUUUGUGCUGCAGCUGAUUUCCAGUUAGGCGUAGAACGUGUGUCGUGCAAUGUUAUCACAUGAGAACGUCAGUACCGUUGGUCAGUGUCGUGCAAUGUUAUCACAUGAGCUGAUUUUAAAGUAACCGAUAGUGUAAGUGGACAUUACCGGUAUAGCGUGACUUGUAGUUCCUUCUUCCUCAUUUCUUCUUAUAAAUUUAAUAACAGGUACUGACAGGUACAUAUUUUCAUAAACAUCGCCGUUCGCUCUUGAAUUCAUCAGUAGUAGGCCCUGGGAUGACAAUACAAGAUGAGCAGGUAGACGAAAGAGCUAUGCGCUGCGACCAGUGAUGGGCUGUGACUGCCUGUUACCGGGAAAGUUCGAAAAACGUGAUAGUGUAGAUACAGUACUGAGAAAUUGAAUGUUUGUAGCAGCCAGACUAGUUAGGCAUAGAGCAAAUUUGGAAAUUACGCUUUUGUCGGAUUGAAAUGGAGAAUGAAUGAGCGUAUGAAUAGCACCCAAUAUCGUUUC